Messenger RNA from Botrytis byssoidea, 1500 nucleotides. RefSeq lists its product as uncharacterized. NCBI's taxonomy places the organism in Eukaryota, Fungi, Ascomycota, Leotiomycetes, Helotiales, Sclerotiniaceae. The transcript is spliced from 2 exons. The record is from RefSeq and is a predicted model, not a curated record. Gene Ontology annotation, cellular component: membrane. Gene Ontology annotation, molecular function: signaling receptor activity. Bases 1 to 1500 code for a protein of 499 amino acids.
AUGGUUUGCGCAGCGUCAUCUUUGACGGUGGAGUCUUACGAAGAUGUUACUACCAGCACGAUGGCUUCAGGAAGAGAAGAAGCCAAACCCUUAAACAAGAGACGACAUUCUUCCUUUCACCCGCGACGAAAAAGCAGUGAUCAAGUGCUGGAUGGCGAGGAAAGUCUUAUGCUUAAGGUCGAUGUAUUCCUGUCAGAACUCGAGCGCAGAUUAGACUUCAUUGAGAAAUACGGGAAUCUCACCUUCGAUUCGAGCAUCCUAUGGUCGUAUGCAACAUUACAGGCUGUGAGGGAGAGAUGCUCGCAGGUUUCUGGCGAAGUGCUAGGGGCUACGAAAAGGAGGGCGAGAAUCAUGGUUGACACAGUUGAAUCGAGAUACCAAGAUGCUUUGGUUGCGCAUGAAACAUUACAUGAGAAGGUCCAUACGGGAAUUGGGUUGUUAGAGGGUAUUCUAUCAGAAUUCGAAGCGAGAGCAUAUAGAGUAAAGGAGAAGGGAUUAAGGGGUACAGCGGAGAGCUUGAUGGACGAAGGGCGCAAAAUCGUGGACGAGAGUUUGGGAAAAGCCAGAGAAGUGGUCGAUGAAGGUUUCGAAAGAGCCAAGAAGGCAGCCGGGACGGUAGAAGAACACAUCGAAAACGCUAUAGCUCGAGCGAAGAAACAUGGACUCAUCAGAUACGAAGACUUGCCUACUCCAUGGCGGGUCAACCCACAUAUCGUCAAAGGUUACCGCUUCACUGAAUCAAAAGUGGAAUGCGUCCAAUCGAUGUUCGGGUUGUCAAACGAAACUGUCAAUAUCUGGUCGCAUGCAAUCGGCUUGCUCAUCGUCCUAUCAGUCGCAUUUUACUUCUACCCCUCCAGCCACGCAUUUUCUCUUAGUACGAAAGCCGAUGUCUUCAUUGCAGCAUGCUUCUUCUUUGCUGCUUCUAAAUGUCUAGUCUGCAGUACGAUGUGGCACACGAUGAAUAGUGUAGCCGAUCAAACGCUGUUGGAAAGAUUCGCUUGUGUCGAUUACACCGGCAUUUCCUUACUCAUUGCUGCUUCUAUCAUGACAGCAGAUUACACAGCAUUCUACUGCGAGCCUGUAAGUCGCUGGGCAUACAUGGGCAUAACUGCUGCUCUAGGUUUAGGGGGUGUUAUUCUUCCUUGGCAUCCAACCUUCAAUCGACAAGACAUGGCAUGGGCACGUGUCGCCUUCUACGUCAGUCUCGGCGCAACUGGUUUCGUCCCUGCCUUACAACUCAAUCUCACUCGCGGUGGAGCAUGGGCAGCGGAAUUCUACGCCCCACUUGCAAAGAGUAUUACAGUCUAUCUAGUUGGAGCAUUCGUUUAUGCUAGUCAAGUACCUGAACGAUGGUGUCCAGGUGCCUUCGAUUAUGUUGGAGGUAGUCACAACCUCUGGCAUUUCGCAGUAUUGGGUGGCAUCCUCUUCCAUUACGUAGCGAUGCAAGAAUUCUUUGCAAAUGCAUUUGCGAGAGCCGAAAAUGGCUGCACGAUGUACUGA